Penaeus indicus is the source of this 660-nucleotide messenger RNA. Its product is annotated as pupal cuticle protein Edg-91-like. NCBI's taxonomy places the organism in Eukaryota, Metazoa, Arthropoda, Malacostraca, Decapoda, Penaeidae. The coding region runs from base 40 to 531 and encodes 163 amino acids. The record is from RefSeq and is a predicted model, not a curated record. The transcript has 2 exons.
GCUGGGUUCAGGGUUCGGCAGGACAGAUACGCAUUCGAAAUGAAUCUGACGCGGCCUUUGCUCCUCCUGGCCAUUUGCUCGGUUUUGGUCGCCGUCGUUCAGUCGGAGGCCGAGCCCUUUAAGUUCAAGAAAAAGAAGGGCGGCUUCGUGGGAGUCAGAUACCAGCCCGUUCACGUCGUCCGACGACCCGUCUACCAUCGUCCAAGUUAUGGGCACGGAGGAUUCCACCAAUCUUCCUUCGGUCACAAAGGCUUUGGGCGCCCAAGCUAUGGGCACGGAGGAUUCCACCAAUCUUCCUUCGGUCACAAAGGCUUUGGGCGCCCAAGCUAUGGGCACGGAGGAUUCCACCAAAAGGGAUUCGGGCGCCCUAGCUAUGGAGGGUACCACCACCAAUCAUCGCCUGACCACGGAGGGUAUGGACGGCCGAGCCAUGGUGGACACCAACAAAUUUCCUUUGGCCACGGAGGGUUCAGUAGCCCCAGUUAUGGCCACGGUGGAUACCAACAGUCCAGCUACGGACAUGGUUGGUAAACUGAUAAUGAAAGUGAUUUUACAACCAUAAUAUGGUGACAAAAGUCACUUUUUAUGUUAUCCCUCAUAAUGUUCGAAUUCCGGAAAGAAAAGUUUUGGUAUACUUUGAUUAAGUAAAAUAUAAUUCUA